GGUCACGUUUGUUUUGGGGUCAAUGAGCCUUAGCCACUGUACGGACUUGGACUGACUAUCCAAGAGUCAAGGAUGUGAUAACUCCAUGAAUGAAAUGUGUGUCUCAAUGUUGCCCUGGGAGCGGAGGGCAGCCUGACAUGCCCAGCGCUGGAGCUGAGGUUGCUCUGAGGCUUGCGAGCAGCCCGGAUCGGCCCCAGUCGUGUCCAGGCUCUAGAGGAGUAACAUGCCUGGAAGUGCUUGGUAGUGCUGGUCACCCGUACUGCAGCGCAAGAGCUCCAGCUUAAUCCUCCUUGCACACUUCUCUCAGAACAUGGGGGAAAACGACGAUGAAAAAUACAGCCAAGCUGGCCAGACAUUUGAGAACUUUGUACAAGCAUCAACAUGCAAAGGUACCAUUCAGGCCUUCAAUAUUCUCACUCGCCAACUUGAAUUAGAUCCUUUGGACAAUAGAAACUUUUACACAAAACUGAAAUCAAGAGUGACGACAUGGAAGGCCAAAGCUUUGUGGAACAAGCUUGAUAAAAGAGCAAGUCACAAAGAGUAUAAACGUGGAAAAUCUUGUAUGAACACUAAGUGUUUAAUUAUAGGUGGUGGCCCGUGUGGUUUGCGGACUGCCAUAGAGCUUGCCCUGCUCGGAGCCAAAGUGGUGGUGGUGGAAAAGCGGGACACCUUCUCCCGGAACAAUGUGCUGCAUCUCUGGCCCUUUACGAUCCACGACCUCCGGGGACUGGGAGCAAAGAAGUUCUAUGGGAAGUUCUGUGCGGGAUCUAUUGAUCACAUCAGUAUUCGACAGCUUCAACUUAUCCUCUUCAAAGUUGCACUAAUGCUAGGAGUUGAAAUCCACGUGAACCUAGAAUUUGUAAAAGUUGUGGAGCCUCCUGAAGAUCAAGAAAACCAAAAGAUCGGCUGGAGGGCGGAAUUUCUGCCAGUGGAUCACCCGCUGUCAGAGUUUGAAUUUGAUGUUAUCAUCGGUGCAGAUGGCCGCAGGAACACACUAGAAGGUUUUAGAAGGAAGGAGUUUCGUGGAAAGCUGGCUAUAGCUAUCACUGCCAAUUUUAUAAACAGAAAUACAACCGCUGAGGCAAAGGUAGAAGAAAUCAGUGGUGUUGCUUUCAUCUUCAAUCAGAAGUUCUUCCAGGAUCUAAAAGAGGAAACGGGAAUUGACCUGGAGAACAUUGUUUACUACAAAGAUAGCACUCACUAUUUCGUGAUGACAGCAAAAAAGCAGAGCCUUUUGGACAAAGGAGUGAUAAUUAAUGACUGUGUUGACACAGAGUUGCUCCUGUGUGCGGAAAACGUGAACCAGAGCAAUUUAUUGUCCUACGCCAGAGAAGCUGCUGACUUUGCAACGAAUUACCAGCUGCCUUCCUUGGAUUAUGCAAUUAAUCACUAUGGGCAACCAGAUGUAGCAAUGUUUGAUUUUACUUCCAUGUAUGCAUCUGAAAACGCGGCACUGGUGAGAGAGAGGCACCGACACCAGCUCCUGGUGGCGCUUGUUGGAGAUAGUUUGCUUGAGCCAUUCUGGCCGAUGGGCACUGGCUGCGCGAGAGGCUUCCUUGCUGCCUUCGACACCGCGUGGAUGGUGAGGAGCUGGGCUCAAGGGAAACCUGCGCUAGAAAUUCUGGCUGAACGAGAGAGCAUUUAUCGACUCUUGCCCCAAACUACCCCUGAAAACAUUACCAAGAACUUUGAGCAGUAUACCAUUGACCCGGGAACGAGAUACCCUAACUUGAACUCGAGCUGCGUUCGACCUCACCAGGUGAGGCACUUAUACGUUACUAAUGAGUUGCAACAAUGUCCUCUUGAAAGAGUAAGCUCCAUCAGAAGAUCAGUGAAUCUAUCCAGGCAAGAGUCGGAUACGCGACCUAACAAGCUUUUGACGUGGUGUCAGAAGCAGACGGAAGGGUACCGCAAUGUGAAUGUCACGGACCUCACCGCCUCCUGGAAGAGUGGUCUGGCGCUGUGCGCCAUCAUCCAUCGCUUCAGGCCUGACCUCAUCGACUUUGACUCCCUGAACGAGGAGGACGUCGUCCGAAACAACCAGCUGGCGUUCGACGUGGCCGAGCGGGAGUUCGGGAUCCCGCCGGUGACCACGGGCCAGGAGGUGGGCUCCGCCGCCGAGCCCGACAAGCUCAGCAUGGUCAUGUACCUCUCCAAGUUCUACGAGCUGUUCCGGGGGGCACCGCUGCGCGCCGUGGAUGCUGGGGACAAGCAGAAUGGAGAGAGCCAUGACCCUUGUUCUGCAAAAUCAUCCAACUUGAUCUUCAAUAAUUACCUCAAUUUAACGUUACCAAGAAAACGAGUACCAAAGGUUGAGAGGAAAGCAGAAGAAAAUGAGACUAACAAAAGACGUCGGAAAGGGCUUUUUGGGGCCUUUGAGGAGGCUUCAGGUUUUUCAAGCCAAGGGUUGAAUUCUGGGAAAGAACCAAGUGACGGUAGAGAAGGUGCCAACCAGAAUAAAGUUAAAUCAAUGGCAACCCAGCUCUUGGCAAAGUUUGAAGAAAAUGCUUCAAGUACAAUUUUUCGGAGACAGGGGUCUCAGCGAAAAGAAUUUCCUCAGUCUAUAGGGGGGAGUGACAUAUGCUAUUUCUGCAAGAAACGGGUCUACGUUAUGGAGCGGCUGAGUGCAGAAGGCCACUUCUUUCACAGGGAGUGCUUUAAGUGUGAAAUAUGCUCCACAACACUCCGCCUAGGAAUUUACGCCUUUGAUGUUGAAGAAGGCAAAUUUUACUGUAAACCUCACUUUACGCACUGCAAAAUCAGUAAUAAACACAGAAAGAGAAGAGCUACAUUACAGGUCCAGGGAAAGGAGACAACAGAAGCGUGGAAGAAGGAGGCCCGUAAAGCCACCGAGGCGGCGCCGGGCGGCGCUUUAGCUCCCGCUAGCAGUCCGGAGGACAGGUCCCCAGGUAUCCUGCCUUCCUUCUUUAGGGGGGCGCUCGCUUGGCCCCUUCGGGUGACACGGGAUCUGCUUGACAUUCCCAGACGCCUCUCUAACUGGAUGCAUGGUUUUCUGCACGCUACCAACCUCCAUUUCAGGGACAAUGCGUAUAACUAUACUUAUUUGUAUGAACUCUUGAGCCUCGGUGUGCCGUUCCUCUGCGCGCUUCUAGAGGUACUUGCUCAUAUGUACCGGGAAGCAGAGCUGUCACUUGAACAUGUGCUUGAGUGGGUGAAAAAAAUCUUUAGAAUUUGAGUCCUUCUGUGUGCCUUGCUCGGUGGUGCCUUUCAGAUUUUCAAAAUUGAAAGCCUUUUUCUUAAGAGAGUGUUUUUGUUUUGUUUUGGAUUUUUUUUUUUUGCAAUUGAUUGUGUAACUUAAAAGAACAAAGGAUUCCUUCUGAUAUAAACUAGAUGCUGUCAAAGUUUUCAAUAUAAAAUGUACUGUAUGUUAAAGCACAUGAAGGGCAGUGUCCAGACACAUUUCCGGAACUUGGAGACUGAUGAAGGAUGUUUUAUAUUUUUCACUUUUUUCUCUUUUUUUUU
This is a messenger RNA of Nothoprocta perdicaria, 3483 nucleotides long. RefSeq names its product microtubule associated monooxygenase, calponin and LIM domain containing 2 (gene MICAL2). The coding region runs from base 311 to 3196 and encodes 961 amino acids. The transcript is spliced from 20 exons. The record is from RefSeq and is a predicted model, not a curated record. Gene Ontology annotation, molecular function: protein binding; FAD binding. Lineage: Eukaryota; Metazoa; Chordata; Aves; Tinamiformes; Tinamidae.